CCCAGGCACGCGUUUGCAGAAGGAUGGCAGCAGCCGGGAGCGUGGAAGAGAUGCGGACUCGCGUGGUUCUGGGCGAAUUCGGUGUUCGCAAUGUCCACACAACAGAUUUUCCUGGGAAUUACUCAGGAUACAAUGAUGCUUGGGAUCAGCAAAGAUUUGAAAAGAAUUUCAGAAUAGAUAUGAUCCAUAUGGAUGAAAGUACUUUGGAAUUUGACAUGGUGGGGAUUGAUGCAGCCAUUGCUAAUGCUUUCCGGCGGAUCUUGCUUGCUGAGGUGCCAACCAUGGCUGUGGAGAAAGUCUUUGUAUACAACAACACCUCCAUUGUGCAGGAUGAAAUCCUGGCUCACCGUUUGGGACUAAUUCCUAUUUGUGCAGAUCCUCGUCUCUUUGAAUACAAGAGUGAAGAAGAUGAAUGUGAUGAAAUUAACACACUGCAGUUUCAGUUGAAAAUAAAAUGCAGCAGGAAUCUUCAGGCGGCUAGAGAAUCAUCUGAUCCUAAUGAGCUUUAUAUCAACCAUAAAGUUUACAGCAAACACAUGGAGUGGGUACCACUAGGAUCUCAAGCUGACAACAUGAAUGCAAAUUUCCGACCUGUCCAUGAUGAUAUCCUCAUUGCUCAGUUGCGUCCUGGCCAAGAGAUCGAUGUACUUAUGCACUGUGUAAAGGGCAUUGGCAAAGAUCAUGCCAAAUUUUCUCCAGUUGCCACAGCCAGUUACCGUUUGUUGCCAGAAAUCACUUUAUUGCAACCUGUUGAAGGGGAAGCAGCUGAGCGGCUGAAAAAGUGUUUUUCUUCUGGGGUUAUCGAGAUUGAGGAAGUCAGAGGAAAGAAAGUAGCAAGAGUAGCUAAUGCUCGAUUGGAUACAUUCAGUAGAGAAAUUUUUCGUCAUGACGACUUGAAAAACCUUGUACGUUUGGCUCGGGUACGAGAUCAUUACAUCUUCUCUGUAGAAUCCACAGGCAUCUUGCCUCCAGAUGUGCUGGUGAGUGAAGCAAUCAAGGUACUAAUGGGAAAAUGCCAGCGCUUCUUAGAGGAGCUAAAAUCCAUCCAGAAGAAAUAAGCUUGGGAACACAAAGACUCUUGUGGGGAAAAUACCAUUAUCAAAAUCCCUACGUCUGAUUGGAAGAGGAACAAUUUUAAACAAGACUGCAUCGGUCUCUUAAGAAAAUGGCCCUUCCGAGAUGUCAAAGAAGAACAAUGGUUGCUGUACCAUUGCUAUUGUUUACAUAUCAUGGACACAACUGAAAAUUCAGGAUAACACAGUGCCCUGUGUACUAUUUGCAGUCCAGCGAUGGUGCAUGUCAUCCUUUGAUAAGAUUUUGCAAUCACGUGCACCUGGAGACUUCUAGAGUGAACUGUCCAAUUUCCUGUGUUAGUCUUAGUUUUCAUUACAACAGUGGUGUAGAAAUCUUACCUCUGUGUAGUGAAUCACCUAUUAUGUAGUACUUUUUUGCUGAUCUGGUACUAAGUACUACUGACACAGUUUUACAGUCUAUAGUUCCUACCAGUCAGCAAACAAACAAAAACCCACCACCAAGUCAGUAGGUCUGUGUCUGAGCUAUACAAUUCUCUGCUUCAACAUUCAUGAAAAUACUCCUUGAUUCUUUCAAGAAUUUAAAUCCUGUUAACUGUCAUUAUUUAGUACAUUUAUGUAUAUAUAUGCUGGUUUCCUAACAUUCUCUCAGUACAUUUAUUUGUUACUUUUUUGUUACUGGGAUACAUGCCUCUCUUUAAAGUAGGGAAAAGAUCUCCUGAAUAUUCCUCCCACCCUGAGUAUUCUCUUGGGAUUCCAACUGUUUUCAAAGUUAAGAAGGUACAUUUUAGCUACUUUCUAACAAAACCUGAAUAUCCUUCCUGUUUAAUCCAUUAUUCAUUGAUAGAGCAUUUCUAAAUUGAAACAGGAGAGAAGAUUGAUAAAAUACUUGAAUUAGAAAAAUUAAGCUGCAAGAAAUCCUCUCUUAACAUAGGAAUACUGUAUAUAGGUCUUUGAGGUAUGUGAGCUAAGUAUAUAACCUUUUGUAGCGUAUAUGAAAAGAGUAGCAGGCAUAGGACACUAAUUGCUCUAGUUCCUUCUGCUACUUUAUCAGAAAAUUUAUUUUUAAUUUAUUGAACAAUCCUAUUAGCCUUGAAAAACUGGAGUUGCCCAACUUUGACAAGAAUGCCUAAUUUUUACCCAAAACUUAAAAUAUUUGACUAUAGUCAGCAAAGCAAGACAAAGCAUUCACACAAAAGCUUGAAGUAUUAACACAUCUGCAAGCUUUGCAUUGCUGCUUUAAAGUCUAUGCUUACUUACUAUAUGUGUAAAGUUUACUAAAGAUUUCUGUGAAAAUUUAUGCAUGCACAAUCAGGUACAUAUUUUGUAGUAGUUGAGUGGGCCUUCCAAAGGAUGCA
Messenger RNA from Protobothrops mucrosquamatus (brown spotted pit viper), 2389 nucleotides. It is a transcript of the gene POLR1C, whose product is annotated as RNA polymerase I and III subunit C. Gene Ontology annotation, biological process: DNA-templated transcription. The transcript is spliced from 9 exons. Gene Ontology annotation, molecular function: DNA binding; protein dimerization activity. The coding region runs from base 24 to 1058 and encodes 344 amino acids. The record is from RefSeq and is a predicted model, not a curated record. Lineage: Eukaryota; Metazoa; Chordata; Lepidosauria; Squamata; Viperidae. Gene Ontology annotation, cellular component: RNA polymerase I complex; RNA polymerase III complex.